This is a messenger RNA of Pan troglodytes (chimpanzee), 3911 nucleotides long. RefSeq names its product FERM domain containing 5 (gene FRMD5). The record is from RefSeq and is a predicted model, not a curated record. NCBI's taxonomy places the organism in Eukaryota, Metazoa, Chordata, Mammalia, Primates, Hominidae. The transcript is spliced from 17 exons. Gene Ontology annotation, cellular component: cytoskeleton. Gene Ontology annotation, biological process: actomyosin structure organization. The coding region runs from base 237 to 1868 and encodes 543 amino acids. Gene Ontology annotation, molecular function: cytoskeletal protein binding.
AUUGGGGCGCCGAGGAGACAGAGCCCGGCGCUUGAUCUGGGCUGGGGGGAGGCGGUGGCGGCUGAGGGAAGGAGGAGGAUAAGGAGGAGGAACGAGGCCAGCAGGAGGCAACGGCAGCGACGGGGCCGGGGUGAUGGUGCAGGUGCCUGGGGUCGGUGCGGAGCUGCCGGGCUGAGGGACGCCUGGUCCAGGGUCCGCAGCGCCGCCGCGUCGCUCCCGAGCGGGCGGGCGGGAAGAUGCUGAGCAGGUUGAUGAGCGGCAGCAGCAGGAGCCUGGAGCGCGAGUACAGCUGCACCGUGCGGCUGCUGGACGACAGCGAGUACACCUGCACCAUCCAGAGAGAUGCCAAAGGCCAGUACCUGUUUGACCUUCUUUGCCACCAUCUGAACCUACUUGAGAAAGACUAUUUUGGUAUCCGCUUUGUAGACCCAGAUAAGCAGCGGCAUUGGCUGGAAUUUACAAAGUCUGUGGUGAAACAAUUGAGAUCCCAGCCUCCAUUCACCAUGUGCUUCCGUGUGAAGUUUUAUCCUGCAGACCCUGCUGCUCUGAAAGAAGAAAUAACCAGGUAUUUAGUCUUCCUGCAGAUCAAAAGGGAUCUCUACCAUGGCCGACUCCUCUGUAAAACAUCGGAUGCUGCCUUGUUAGCAGCUUACAUCCUUCAAGCGGAGAUUGGGGAUUAUGACUCAGGGAAACACCCUGAAGGCUACAGCUCCAAGUUCCAGUUUUUCCCUAAACAUUCAGAGAAGCUGGAAAGGAAAAUUGCCGAGAUUCACAAGACAGAACUGAGUGGUCAAACACCAGCAACAUCAGAGCUGAACUUCUUAAGAAAAGCACAGACAUUGGAAACAUAUGGAGUGGAUCCUCACCCAUGUAAGGACGUGUCAGGAAAUGCUGCAUUUCUGGCCUUCACUCCUUUUGGGUUUGUUGUUCUUCAAGGAAACAAGAGGGUCCACUUCAUUAAAUGUAUCCUGUUUGCCUCUUUUACUGCAGCCAUUCACUGGGCUGGUGGCUUCAAGGAUUUUUCUACAAUAACCCCUAAGCCCCUUUCCUGGAAUGAGGUGACCAAGCUGAAAUUUGAAGGAAAGACUUUCUAUUUAUACGUAAGUCAGAAAGAGGAAAAGAAAAUUAUUCUUACAUAUUUUGCUCCAACUCCUGAAGCGUGUAAGCACCUCUGGAAAUGUGGAAUCGAGAACCAAGCCUUCUACAAGCUGGAGAAGUCAAGCCAAGUCCGCACAGUGUCCAGCAGCAAUUUAUUCUUUAAAGGGAGCCGGUUCCGAUACAGUGGCCGAGUUGCAAAGGAAGUCAUGGAAUCAAGUGCUAAGAUCAAACGGGAGCCACCGGAAAUACACAGAGCAGGGAUGGUUCCCAGCCGGAGCUGUCCCUCCAUAACCCAUGGCCCAAGGCUGAGCAGCGUCCCCAGGACCCGCAGAAGAGCUGUUCACAUCUCCAUCAUGGAAGGCCUAGAGUCCUUACGGGACAGUGCCCAUUCCACACCAGUGCGUUCCACUUCCCAUGGGGACACCUUCCUGCCUCACGUGAGAAGCAGCCGGACAGAUAGCAAUGAGCGAGUAGCUGUGAUUGCAGACGAGGCCUACAGCCCUGCAGACAGCGUGCUGCCCACCCCUGUGGCUGAGCACAGCCUGGAGCUGAUGUUGCUUUCCCGGCAGAUCAAUGGAGCCACCUGCAGCAUUGAGGAGGAGAAGGAAUCUGAAGCCAGCACCCCAACUGCUACAGAGGUGGAGGCCCUUGGGGGAGAGCUGAGGGCCCUGUGUCAGGGGCACAGCGGGCCCGAGGAGGAACAGAGUGGGCAUCUGAAGGGACCACCGCUACAGCAACAGCAGCAGCAGGGGUGGGAAAAUAGAGCCUGAUGAACUAAACGAUGCAAGAAAGAAACUGAUCCUGAGAAUGAAAAGCUUCAGAAAAUAGAAUUCCAAGAUCAACAGCCUUAGAAGGGACCAGGAAAAGAAUCUUUUAAAAUAGAUUUCUAAGAGAUGCCUACAAAACACAGAAUGUGACCGUGGCAGAGACCAACACUUAGAUGUAGAAAUGCUGCCCCCUAGGGUCAUCCUCUGCAUAAGUUCUAGGAAAGCAUCACCAUCCUUGCAGAGGGAAGUCCUCGAAGCACGCAGCACAGGCAUAUGAAGGGCAAGUGUGGGAUCCUAGGCCCAAGCUCUUCAACUCUAAAACCAAUCACACACAAGAUCCUGUUUUCAUCUCAGGGAGAGAUUUCUAAGUCAUCUGGGGCUUGAGGGCUUAUUUAAGGGUGGUCAAUGGACAUAUUCCUGGACCCACACAAAAGUAGAGCAGCUGCUGAUACCCUAAUUGGACAGCCCCAAACGCAGAACAGAACAAGUCACUUGUAGACUUGACCUCCCCUAUUUUGUCCCCUGAGAUGGUAGAACCAUGUCCAUGUUUACAAUAUGACAACUGUGGAAUAAUUGGGGUUCUUAGGGAGAGAUUUGUAUAAUUUUAAAGACAUCCUUUCAUCUGGACCAGAGGUCAAUCAACUUAUGUCAAGUGCUACACAGUAAAUAUUUUGGUUUAGCACGCCAUACUCUGUCACAACUGCUCAAUUCUGCCAUCACAGCACAAAAACAGCCAUAGAUAAUUUGUAAAUGAAGGAACAUGGCUGUGUUCCAAUAAAACUUUAUGAAAACAGUGAGCUGAAUUUGGCCUACAGGCCAUAAUACGCCAAUCCUGCUCUAGACAAUAAAACUGAUCCUUACCAGUAUGUUAGCAGAAGAGGGUCAGUCAGCUCUGUUUCCAUGCCUGACAUGUAUCAAAGAUCUGGGACCUCUUCCCAGGGGAGGCACCAGCGUUGCUUGUUUAAAGGGUGCUUGAACAACUAACCAGCAAAGAGAUGUCUGAUGCCAAAUGGGCAAGAUCAAAUACUGGAAUGCUAAAACACAGCUGGAAUCUAAGAAGGGAAGAGGGCUUCUCUGACCAUUUUCAUACCAGCAACAAUUUAGGCGGAAUUAUAAACAUCUAUUUAUCGAGUGACAAUACAAACCGAAGGAGAUCCUAGUAGAGAUUAGGGGUCAGUUAAAAUCAACUAGCCACUGCCACUUGUCAUCUACAUAGCAAAGGCUUUAUUUAGCACAGGACUAACGUGAAAAGUAGACCCAGAGAUGAAAAGGCUGUCAGGAGACAGGGGGCUGGUGUCCACCUGGUAUCUACUGUCUUAUGCAACAUAGAAGAUUACCUUUUAGUGUAGUGCUCCUACCUCAGUUUGUAGAAUCUGGUGUUUCUAUGCAGUGAGUGAUAGCCUCAACUCUGACCUUUCAUAUUCACAUUAGAGACAGAUGCAGUAUUCCAUAUCCUAGUAUGUUCCUUGUGUCUAGAGUUCUAACAGUACAGUAGUCUAUGCCAUUUCUAACAGCUAAAUUUUGCUCUGUAAACAGAAACUUUAGGGUUGUUUUUUUCCAGGGCUCAUCCCAGAAAAUAUGGAUAGAAAAGUUUCCUUCAGUUUGCUUUUCAAAUAGUGCUUGAAUAAUAAACCUCCUUUGAUUGGUGACUAGUCUUUUUUGGUAUAUCUCCACCUUUAAAAAUUGUUCAAGUUUUUAACCUGGUUAUACUGUGUUCUAACAUGUCUCUCAUUUUCUCUCAAAAUUAUUUUAUCUCAUUGUAGAAAAAGCAAUGGUUUUCAUAGCUUCAUCUAUCAGGAAAUAAAACUCUUACUAAAGAAUAGCAUACUGCAUCUUUAAGCAGUAGAGGGUAAACUACCUGCAAAUGUGAAUUUCUUAGAUACAUUUAAAAAUAUAUAGUUGUUAACCUUCUGUGUGCCAAAAACUCUUAAGUUACAUUUUCCUUCAAAGCAAUGUACUUUUUUCUACAUAUGCAGUAUGUAGUUAGCAUAAAAUCAUUGGUGCCAUGAAGAUUAUUUUUAAACUUAAAUAAAUAUUUAAAUAUCA